This is a messenger RNA of Saxophila tyrrhenica, 3633 nucleotides long. RefSeq lists its product as uncharacterized. Gene Ontology annotation, cellular component: plasma membrane. Bases 1 to 3633 code for a protein of 1210 amino acids. Gene Ontology annotation, molecular function: phosphorelay sensor kinase activity; histidine phosphotransfer kinase activity; protein binding. NCBI's taxonomy places the organism in Eukaryota, Fungi, Ascomycota, Dothideomycetes, Mycosphaerellales, Extremaceae. Gene Ontology annotation, biological process: protein autophosphorylation; phosphorelay signal transduction system. The record is from RefSeq and is a predicted model, not a curated record. The transcript is spliced from 2 exons.
AUGAGCACGACGACGGAUGGCACACAACCACGAGUGUCGGUACAAGAGCGUGAAGUCCACCGAUACUAUCAGCCAUGGCUCAAGGCACAGGGCUCCUCCCUCAAUGUCGCCUCUCAUGUGGAGAGCAUUGGCCAGCGCGAGCUGUCCUCACGGGGAUAUCAACCGCGGUCUGCCCCGGAUAAGGCUCUGCUUGCUUUCGCGCAGCUGGCCGUGGCACGCCUCGACGUCAAGCGUGCCAUGGUAUCCCUGAUCGAUCCAAAACAUCAGAUGAUCCUCGCUGAGGCCACUCGCUCAUUAUCGCUCACAGCCAGUGGCGGAUUGUGGCUGGGCACCACCGUGCUUUCUCGGCCUUCAGCAGUAUGUGAACACUGCUUCACGAACAAGGCUACGGCGACGAACGAGGAUGGCGAGACGCUGACUUGUAGAGGACUCAUCGUCGAGGAUUGCCGCCUGGACGAGCGGUUCAAGGACAGGGAGUAUGUCGUACAGGAGCCCGGCGUCCGCUUCUAUGCCGGAGUACCCAUCAUCUCGCAGUCUGGCUGUGCAAUCGGCGCCUAUGCCGUGUCGGACGAGAAGCCUCGUUCCAAUGGCCUCAGCGUAGAAGAGCUUGCCUUCAUGCAGGAGACAGCGGCUGCAGUGAUGGAACAUCUCGAGUGGGCUCGCGAUCGUGUAGAUAGGUUCAAGGGCGAGAGAGUCGUGCGCGGAAUGGCUUCGUUCAUCGAAGGCUGCUCGUCCAUGGACAAAGGGGACGAGCGAACGGCCACAGAUCGUGUCCCUGUAUCAUCCCAACCACCGAAGGAAGCUGGGUCACACACGACGAGACCACAGAUGACCUCGCGCGUCUCUUACCGACGUCAAGCAUUCAUCACGACGCAAGGUCGUCGUUCAGGCUCGCAACCACGAAAAGCAGAUGGUGUGACUCGUGUAUUCCACAGAGCCACUGAGAUACUUCGCGAAUCAACAUUCGCUGAUGGGGCUGUGAUCCUGGGUGCUUCUCCUGGUGCUUCAAAGAUGCGUUCAUCCGGACAUCCUCGCAGCUCGUCUCAAUCAUCCGAUCCUACGCCCGUGUCAUCUGGACCAUCACCCGGGUCUGACUCAGUUUCACACGACACUUCCGACUCUGAUGUAAGUCCGGCGUCGAAGCCAUGCAGGGUCUUCGCUACCGCAGUCUCCAACGAUGAGAGCGGUCGCGAGAUACUGAAGGACACCUCAAUCACGGUCGGCACUUUGGAGCGAUACUUCCAACUGCAUCCACGGGGCAAGAAGUUUUACUUCGGUGAAGAAGGGUCGGACUUUACAUCUGGGGAAGAUGUAGCCAGUACUAGUCUCGAUACAGAAUCUCGAAGGCUACGUCGAAACCGCACGCUUGACCAUCGCGAGCUGCUCGCCAAGCUGCCGGAGAUGAAGACGCUUAUCUUCCUCCCGCUUUACGACUACGCUGAGGACAGAUUGAUGGCCGGCUGCUUCUUGUGGAGCUCGAACACCGGGCAAAUGAUGAGCUACGAUGAGGAUUUGUCGUAUCUGCGAGCCUUCGCCGCCAGCAUAAUGUCCGAGGUUGCGCGCAUCAACACGCAGCAGAAUGAGGCUGCGAAAACAACUUUCAUAGCAUCGAUCUCACACGAGUUACGAAGUCCUCUCCAUGGCAUAUUGGGCUCUACGGAACUUCUUCGAGAGACGGCACAGGAUUCGUUUCAAGCCAGUCUGCUGACCUCGAUCUCCACAUGCGGCAAAACACUCUUGGACACUCUGAAUCAUGUCCUAGACUAUGCCAAGAUCAACAAACUAAGUGGUCGAACGAGGCCGAAGCGAUCCGCGAAACACAACAAGUCACCGCAUGCUUCCUCAUCGGACUCCGCUUUGGAGAGCAUGAGCAUCACCGGAGAGGUGGAUCUCGGCGUCCUAGUGGAAGAGGUUACGGACGCGAUAUGCUCUGGCCAUGCCUUCAAAAGAGUGCUGGACAUCCCCUCCAAGAGCAUGUCAGUAUCGGCGUUUAGCAACCCGGCCACUUUUGCCAACGAUACUUCACACCGUCGACAGCAGAUCUCGGAGCUCGAUACCGACCUGGCGGUCUCCGUUCUUCUCGACAUUGCACCCAGGCAAUCUUGGCUUGUGAGAACACAGCCUGGUGCCUUGCGUCGAAUUAUCAUGAACUGUCUCGGAAAUGCCCUUAAAUACACUCCACGUGGGUUCAUUGCCAUCUCCUUGCGAGCACAAGAAGGUUUCCGCGAUGGCAAGAUGGAUACGCUCAUCCGGGUUGUUGACUCCGGCAAAGGAAUGUCAGAAGAUUUCCUGCGUGACAAGCUCUUCCUUCCUUUCACGCAAGAAGACCCAUACCAAGCAGGGACCGGAUUGGGCUUGAGCAUUGUCAAAACAAUCGUUGACAGUCUCGGAGGCUCGAUCGAAGUGAAAUCUCAACAAGGCAUCGGCACCGAAAUCACCGUCCGCGUCAGCUUGACACCUGCUCAUGCGACGCCAAUCGCUGCCCCAGAUGAAGAGGUGAUGGCGGUAGCAGAGCAGACCAAGGGAAUGAACAUGGUGAUUCUGGAUCCAUUCUCUUCUAAGAGCGAGAUGUCCUUGUCUGGCCGCAUCUCGAGACUUGAAGAGACCCUUCGUGCGGUUUGUGCCUCCUGGUUCGACAUGAAGGUUUCUAGAUCAUCGGCAAUAGACAGCAGCGAUGCGGACUUCUACAUAUUCGCCGAGCCGCCGCCGGUCGAAAAACUCAUCGCCAAUCACCACGAGCGAGCUUUGAAACCGCGGCCGCAUCGAAACGUUCCAGUGAUAAUUAUAUGUCUCAACGCUGAGGAGGCCGUGCAGGUGUCCAGGCAUCAAGGGCAAGCUUUGCAUGAGCUGGGAUGCCACACCGAAGUGAUCUCGCAGCCAUGUGGGCCAAGAAAGCUCGCAAAGGUACUGAAGUACUGUCUACAGAAGAAGCAAGAAGCAGAGGAGGAUUCCUACGAGGCCACACCACAGGAUGAGAAGGCUGACGACUCCGCUGAGCAUCCUCCGGGAAGGUUACCUGAGUCACAGCCGUCGAACGAUAAUGAUACGCAGGCUCCUGCAAGGACGAACGAGAGCGCACGAGCGCCUCUUCCGCAUCGGUACAAGUCCUUGACAAAGUCUUUGAGCUCUGCGGUUGCCUUCCCGUCUCCGACACCACUCGACCCUACAACGCCUGGCAUGGAAUCAGGCCCUUCUGAGACAGUGCAGAGUGACGGGGUCAUCUCCGAUGACUCGCACGUACUCCUGGUAGAUGACAACUCGAUCAACCUACAGCUUCUUGUCAUGUUCAUGAAGAAGCUGCAGUUCAGCUAUACCGAGGCCGAGAACGGGCAAGAAGCACUGGACCAUUUCAGGGAAGCGUGUCUUCCUGGACCGCACUCCCCUGCCCCCGGACGACGAUUUGAUGUCAUAUUAAUGGAUAUCUCCAUGCCGGUGAUGGAUGGAAUGGAGGCUACGAAACGCAUUCGAGAGUUUGAGGCUGACAAUGGCCUGGAGAAGACGCUGAUCAUCGCAUUGACUGGUUUGGCCAGCGCUCAAGCCCAAGAGCAGGCGAUGGCUGCUGGGAUUGAUGUCUUCCUACCAAAGCCAGUCAAGUUUGCAGAACUCAGGAAGCUGCUCGUUUCAGGGAGUUGA